AUGAAUGCAUCCGAACGAGAGGAAAAUAGAAAAAAACUAAAUCAUAUCGGUGAUGAUGACAAUGACUAUAAUUCUCGCACUUUGGAGCCAAACUGCGUGCAGUAUCUCAUCUACUUCGACGACGUUUCUUGCGCGUUGGAGGAGAAAAAGAACGAAAUUUUCAAACAUUUAGAGCAAGACUUUGAAGCGAAAGAAGCACUACUAUCAUCGAAAAUGAAGCGAAAAGAUGAUGUUUACGACGCUUACUGUUACCACCGAGAAGGAUUCAACCUCACCCGUGCGUUCUGCGACGCGACGAAAAGAUGGUGCUUGAAAGGAUCGACGAAAUUCGGAGACGCUUUAGAUGACGAGUGGAUGGUCGCGAACAUCUUGUUUCGAUUGAGUGUACGAUUUGAAGACACAUCCGUUCGCAUGUUCGACGACGACGGGGAGUUUUUAUUGGUAGAAUGCGCGCACGUGUUACCGAUGUGGGUGGAACCGAACGUGGCGGAAGGGAGGACGUUCAUUAGACGUGGCGCGGUACACGUCGUUUACGAGCCGGAGGACGAAGCGAGGAAGGAGGAACGAGAGGAAUAUGAUGAAGAAAGAGAAGACAGAAUGGAUGCGCUGAAGACGAAUGUGGACGCGUUGAAUGCGUUGAUUAAAGCUUCUGAUCAAAAGAAGUACAGGCUAGGCAAUGCGAUCGACGCGCAUCUCAAAGAGCACAAGAUGAAAAAAUAUUAUCAAACCGAGGAGGCGAUCGUAACGUCCAGACAUCUCGCGCGAGCGUUACUUCCGAAACGCGUGAGGAAAGCUUUGCAACGUGUUGGGAUGAAAUCGAUGAAGCAAAAACAAACGUUCAUUCAAUUGGCGACGCGCGUGUUUUACGAGCGGACGCCUGCGGACGUGCGAAGCUCGAAAGAUUUUCGCAAUUUGAACUUUAAUACUCCCGCCGCCGAAUCAAACGCGGGAAAGGAGGAGGAAGAGGAGGAGAGUUCCAUCGUCAUCCAAGACGACGCGAUGAUGAAUGAGAUGGACUCCGUUACGCUUCGCUUCUCUCGAUGCGCGUACGCGCAACUCGCUCGAGCAAAGUUCGACGCGCCGAGAAAGUAUCCGAUGGAUGUGAUUGCGAAAACAACCGACGCGGAUUUGCACAACGCGUUUGAUAUCGGGAUGAAGUUAACGGUCGGGAUGGAGAUUGCGUUGGAAAAGCUUUUGAUGAGCAGCGAAGAUGAUAGUUUAGACGACGAGGAUUUGGCGAAGACAUUCAACGCGGAGGAAAUCGCGGCGAUUUUGCAAUUCAAGGACGCGUUAGAACGUGUUGUAGAAACAAAGGAAGAUGAAGACGAAGAGGACGUACAAAACCUCGAACCGGAAAGCGACCAGUGGAUGCGCGACGGCAUGCGCGAUUUAGACAACGAGAUUUUAGCGCGAGCGGCGGAGCGCGAAUUGCAUCCUCUCUCGGACGACGACGAAGAUGGACGACCCAGCGCCUUUGACGACGAAUUCGAUUUCGACGACGAUCUCAAAGACGAUAAACGGCGAGAGAAAGAGAAAGCAUUCAGCGAGGACGUGAAACGAGUCGGGAAAAAACUCGGGACGUUUAUGAACGCGAAAGCGACGUAUAAAGGCGCGGAAGAAGUGCAACGCGCGAACAACAUCAACAACGGUAGUAAUAAUAGUAGUAAUAGUUAUUCCAAGAAGGAGAAGAAAAAGAUUGCGCCGCCGGAACUCGACGCCGACGCGUUCGAACGCGAUUUAAUGAACGCUUUGAUGGACGACCCGGAGUCGGAACAGUUUUUAGAGCAAUUCACGAAAGAUUUAGCUUUUCACGACAAUCCAAAAGACGAUUUGAGGAGAAAAGUCGAACACGACGUCGUUCAAAACGAACUCGAUUUACAAGCGGAAGAUUUCGACGUCGCGUACGAGGCGGCGUUGAGAGAGCAACUGCUCGGGUCGCACGUGGAAGAGUCCGUGAAACGAACGACGACGACGACUACAAAAACGACGACUAUUGAUGCGAAUGACGAAGAUAGCAUCAUGGAAAGCGAAACGAUUAAAGACGUUUUGAAAUCCGCGGUGAUGCAAAACGGCCAAUCCGGGCCGGCGACCAUUUUGCUCGGCACGUUACGAGACGAAGAAGAAGAAGCUUAA
This is a messenger RNA of Bathycoccus prasinos, 2133 nucleotides long. RefSeq names its product regulatory factor Sgt1. Gene Ontology annotation, cellular component: nucleus. The transcript has a single exon. NCBI's taxonomy places the organism in Eukaryota, Viridiplantae, Chlorophyta, Mamiellophyceae, Mamiellales, Bathycoccaceae. The record is from RefSeq and is a predicted model, not a curated record. Bases 1 to 2133 code for a protein of 710 amino acids.